AAGAAAUGGGUUGAAAAAUAGGCAGGUUUGGACUUACUGCCUGCAGCCAUACUGGGUCCGGGACCAUCCCGAAAUAAGGAGCUGCCUCUCAGCCUGUGCCAGUGCCUUCCUGUCUCUGUUCUUUUUUCUUCAAUAAAUUCAGAUGUACAACUGCAGCUUAAUAAAGUCAGUUACGAGAGAGGACUCGGUUUUGUGAAGGAAACCUCCCCGAUUCCCACCCCAGUGACAGCCAGUCUCUGCCCGCCGAGCCUACCUGCACGGCUUGGGGAAAGGGGCGCUCCGGGGGAGGACCAAGCGGAGACAAAGAUGCCAUAGGUCGGGGCAGGGGUGGGAGUUCUGAGGCUAGGGCCCCGCUGUUUCCAUGCAACGCCCCAGGGGAAGCGUCACGAGCUGCCGGAGGGCCCCUUUCCCCCUCCCCUGGGGCGCUCGCGUCUUUCCCUCAGUUCAAACGAACCCGGGAGUCCGGAACGAAAAGGGAGGCAGGGAGAAAGAAGCCGAGCCCCUGCCCCUUCCCGACCCUCCCCUCUCUUCGCCUCCAAACCGCCUAGAAACCCGUCCUCCCAUGAUCCCCAGCGACCGCGCGCUUCUCUGGGCCCUGUGGCUGUUCCUGGGGGCCCGGGCGGUAAAAGCCAGGGUCCUGGUCCAGAGCCAGCCCGGAGCGGAUUGGGCUGGGGGCGGCGAAGGGGACACCGUCACUGCGGGGAUCCUGACCAAGGGCUGGCCCAGCAUCGUGAAAAGGGAUGAACCUGCUUCGGUGGGGAGGACGCGAAAUCGGGGGGAAGAAGACAAGCCGGCAGCUCCUGCCGCCGCCAAGCUCCCGGCAGCCUCGACGUCCUCGGUACUUGGGAACCGGGAAGGGCGGGGCCUGAAGAAGGCCGGGGAGUUAGGCGGGGUAGAACAGCAGGAGGACCCAGAAAAUGACGAGGACCCAGCCCAGGAGACUGAGGACCGGAACCAAGAAGUCCAGAUGGAGAAGCAGGAGGAGCAUUACGAAGACCCAGGGCAGUAUCAGGGUCAAGCGCAGGAAACGGAGCAGGACCAGGAACAGAGCGAGAUCCACGACUUAGAGGAGCAAGAGCAACGAAAUGAGAGAGAGGGAGAGGAAGGAGGGCAGGGAGAGGCGCAAGAGCAGUUGCCCCAGGGGCUCCAGGAGCAAAAGCAGGUGGAAGAGGGCCAAAGGCGAGAGAAAGCCGGAGGAUUGGAGCAGAGUCAGAGCCCGGACCAAGAGCUGAAGCAGAUUCAGGUUCACGCGGAGGAGCAGCAGCAGUUGAAAGAGCUGGAGCAGCAGCAGGAGCAAGAGCUAGAGCAGCAGCAGCAGCAGGAACUGGAGCAGCAGCAGCAGAAUCUAGAGCUGCUGCUGCAGCAGCAGGAACUGGAGCACCACCAGGAGCUGGAGCAGCAGCAGCAGCAGCAGCAGGAGCCGGAACAGCAGCAGGAGCGGGAGCAGCAGCCGGAGCUGGAACAGCAGCAGCAGCAGGUGAAACACGAGUUGGAAGAGCAGCAACUGGAACAGCAGCAGCAGCAGCUGAAACAGGAGAUGGAAGAGCAGCAGCUGGAACAGCAGCAGCAGGAGGAGGAGCUGGAGCAGCAGCAGCAGCAGGAACUGGAGCAGCAGCAGGAACUGGAGCAGCAGCAGCAAUUGGAACAGCAGCAGCUGGAGCAGCAGCAGCAGGAGCUGAAACAGGAGCUGGAACAGCAGCAGCUGGAACAGCAGCAGCUGGAACAACAGCUGAUGGAACAGCAGCAGCAGCAGCAACAGCUGGAGCUGGAGCAGCAGCAGCAACAGCUGGAGUUGGAGCAGCAGCAGCAACAAGAGGAGCAGCAGCAGCAACAGGAGCUGGAGCAGCAGCAGCAACAGGAGCUGGAGCAGCAGCAGCAGCAGCAACAAGAGCUGGAGCAGCAGCAGCAGCAGCAGCAACAGGAGCUGGAGCAACAGGAGCUGGAGCAGCAGCAGCAGCAACAGGAGCUGGAGCAGCAGCAGCAGCAACAGGAGCUGGAGCAGCAGCAGCAGCAGCAGCAACAGGAGCCUGAGAAGCUGGAGCAGCCACAAAUUCAAGAGCAGCCGCGGGAGGACCAGCAACAGCAACAGAUUCAGAAACUGGCACAGGCACAGGCAAAGAAACAGCAGGCCUCUAAGCAGGCAAAGAUGGGUCUGGGCCCUGGGUCCAAGAGUAAGAGCUCAGGAUUCUUCCCCAGCCUGGGUCUCAGGGCACCUAAGCCGUCAUCAAGGGAACAGGAGUUUUCCAACAGAAUUCCAGCUCCUCUACAAGGGAAGCACCUGGUGAUGCUGGCUUGGGGACCAUGGCAAUGUCAUUGCCCCACGGGUAUCAUGAGCCGAGUUCGGGGAGGAAAGAUUUUAGAUUUCACUGGGCGUCUUAGAUCUGGGGCCAUGAGCCGCCUGGAGACUCAGCGCCAGCCCUGCACUUAUGCCCUCUGCCACUGUAACCAGGAGAAGAAAGAAUGUCCCUUAGAUCACGCCCUUUGCUCUUCCAGCGCCCCUGGUGCCUGCCAGUACCGUGCUGUUUUGGCUCCACUGGGGAGUCCGGAAGACACCAUCAAUGAAACAACAUUUUGGAAACAAGUCCGGGAAGGGCUGGAAGAAGUCUGGGUAGGCCUCCAAUCCCUGAUGACUAAGGAAAAAAGGACAAAGAGAAACCAGAGGUGAUGGCCACUCCAUGUCCAGCCCCAGAGGAGGAGGAAAGGGUGUCAGCACCCUAGUCUCUUUCCCCUUCCACUCCCACUGCUAACUUUCCAGAUCCUAUAUAGAUAUCUUUUGUAAAGUAGUAAUGGCUGUUUAUAAUAUAAAAACAAAACAAAACUGAACAGAACCUUUUGGUCUUUUAUCUUAUUGAAGGGGUGGUUGGGCCUACAAGGGGCUGGAGACAUCCCUCUUGCCAAGAAAAGAAUCGGGAGUUUCUGUAUAGGUUUCUCCCUUGGCUCCCCACUCCCAAGUUAUAGCCUGAAAAAUUAUUUACUUUCUUCCUUAUGUCAGGGUUAGUCUGAAUCUAGGUCAAUCUAAAGUAAAAAGGAAAAGCAGAGAACAGGAAAGUCAAGGCCCUUCAGAAAUCAUCCCCUCCUUUCCCUGCCUUCAUUCUGUCUAGCCCUUUCUUAAGGCAGGGGAAGUGCCUCAUUUGGCUAGAUCCACCUUUGUUCCUUACCUGAACCCACAAGGUAAGCCAAGAACCUCCUAAAUUCCAUCCACCCAGAUACAGCA
Sarcophilus harrisii (Tasmanian devil) is the source of this 3214-nucleotide messenger RNA. It is a transcript of the gene C4H1orf56, whose product is annotated as chromosome 4 C1orf56 homolog. Gene Ontology annotation, biological process: regulation of cell population proliferation. Bases 362 to 2665 code for a protein of 767 amino acids. The record is from RefSeq and is a predicted model, not a curated record. The transcript has 3 exons. Lineage: Eukaryota; Metazoa; Chordata; Mammalia; Dasyuromorphia; Dasyuridae.